GAGGAGUUAAACAAACCAGUGCACUCCACCUUGUCCCCAACUGAAACCACAGAGAAACUGAGGAAAUGAGUUUAUGAAGAUGGAAGGAAAGGACAUAGCCACACUUCUAGAGCUUGCUAUACAGAGUCUUCUGCAUAAUGAAUCUGCAGUAAUCAAUGCCCUUGGCGAGAUUCCAAAAGAACUAUUUGUUCCAUUGUUUAAUGCUGCUUUCAAGGGUGGACAUAAGAAGACAAUGGCAGACAUGGUGAAGGUUUGGCCCUUUUUCUGUCUCCAUAUUGGGAAAUUAAGUGUGCAGGAGCCACACUGUGAACUCUUGAAAGCCAUGGUUGAUGGUCUUCAGGUCUUUCCUUCCCAGAACUCUGCUUCUCGGAAAUCUGAACUGAGGAUCCUAGACUUAAGGCAAGACAUUGACUGCAGGACCACAUGUGCGGAAAUGAUUACCAAGUCCCCUAUGUGUCUGCAUGCUUGUACUUACUCUGAACAAUGUAUCCUGAAAGUAGAAGCAGCACAGUGUAGUAUUACCACUUCAGAGUUCGAGUCUCUGUCAUCCAAGCAGGCUAUUGAAUUACUAGUGGACCUCUCCCUUGAUGGAACACUGAGGGCGAGGGAAUUUAUUUCUCUGAUUAUCAGUAAAGUGGAGCAGAGUUUAGGAUCCUUGCACCUCUGUUGUCGAGAUUUGCAUGUUGAUGCAAUGUCUGACAGCAAAGGCAUCCUGAGCUUCCUGGAUCUUAAAUGCAUUCAUCACCUGGCAGUUGGUCAGGCUUCUCUGAGUGAAGUCACCACACUUUUGUCUAAGGUAGUCCAACUGAACAGCCUUAGUGUGUCUAAAAUCACUUUUAGCUCUUUGAAUGAGAAAAUCUUCACAACUUUUCUCACACAUCUUGGGCAAAUGGACCACCUCAAGAAACUCACCUUGACUUCAUUCUGUCUCACAAACCACCUUGAAAGACUGCUCAGAGUCCUGCCACCGGAUCUGGAUUACUUGCAUCUGUCUCUCUGUGAACUUUCUCACAGAGACUUCAUAUUUCUGGCCCAGUGCCCUCAGGCAAGUCAUCUUAAGGUGCUGAAUCUCAGUAACAACCCAAUGUAUUGGGAAGAUUUUGAGCUAUUUCAAGCUCUUCUAGAGAAUCUCUCAGGUACCCUGCAACAUCUAGAGAUAAAUCAUUGUCUGUUAACGGAUGCUACAUUCUCUGUUCUCCUUCCAGCCCUAAGCCGCUGUGCCCAACUCCGUGUCCUCAGCUUUGCCUCUAAUCCUAUUACGAUGACCAUGCUCAUGAGAAUCAUGCAGCACUUAACACCCUUGAAGGAGCUGAAGCAAGUGACUUAUCCUAUCCCUGUACACUGCUUUGACCUAUGGUACUUUCAAGGUCAUGUAGACCUACAGAAGCUAGGUGAUGUGCAAGCACAGCUGAAUGUGAUGCUUCAGGUGGCAGGGCGGAGAGACAUGAAAUGGGAGACUUAUUGUUAG
Jaculus jaculus (lesser Egyptian jerboa) is the source of this 1468-nucleotide messenger RNA. Its product is annotated as melanoma antigen preferentially expressed in tumors-like. Gene Ontology annotation, cellular component: cytoplasm. The transcript has 4 exons. The coding region runs from base 74 to 1468 and encodes 464 amino acids. Lineage: Eukaryota; Metazoa; Chordata; Mammalia; Rodentia; Dipodidae. The record is from RefSeq and is a predicted model, not a curated record.